AUCUUCUUCUUCACCUUCUAGAACUUUGAAAGUAAGCGCUUGCCAAAACCGAUUUUCCUGCAAAAUAAGCCUAUUUGAGUGGAAAACAUGGGUCGUCGCCGUGCCAGGAUGCCUAUUUUCACGAUUGGCGACUUUGUGUUCGCCAAGGUGCGCGGGUAUCGCGCCUGGCCAGCCCGCAUCCUAAACCGCGUCGGUGCCACGGCCUACAAUGUGUACUUCUACGGAACCUGCAACUACGCCAAAGUGCCUCGCAACCAGGUCGUUGACUUCGAGAAGAACCAGCGUCGUUUGGGAGUGGUCCGGCCAAAGGGAUUUGUCUGCAAUCCAACUUUUCGGGGCGCCAUGAUGCACGCCCGCCAGGCAUUCGCAGAUCCGGAUAAGGAUUUCGGGUACUACCAGCAGUUGGCUGUGGACAACGGCGAUUGCGUCGACGCCGAGGACCUGGAAUUGGAGUACAUGGUUACCGAACAUGGAGGCCACCUACAGGAGGAGCAGGAAGCCAAUGAACAGGUAGCUGCGGAGCAGGAUAAGGAGGUAAAUUCGGUGGGGCAGGUCUUAGUCAAUCAGGAGAAAGAGCCGGACUCAAUAGAGCCUGCCGUAGAUUGCCAAAUGGAGAAGCAGGAAGAAUCACAUUCGGUGGCGCUGAAGGAGCAGGUCUCCGAACGGUAUUACUCGAUGGCUCAGUUAGUUUCCCUGAAAUCGAAGAAAUUGGAUACGAUGGAAAAGCUGGCCAAUCGGAAAUCAAAGAUUUCGGUCUCAAAAGAUCAGUUGAAGCAGGCAAAAUCUCAGUUAGUGGAACAGGUUCCAGAACAGCAGGACUCAACGAAGCUUGUGGAGCAUUUAGAGUCCCAGUUGCCUAGUGUGAAUACUAAGACAGGAGUCCACAAGUUGCAGGAGAAGAUUUCAAAAGAUCUGCUCGACAAGCAGGUGGAUGAUCUAAUGAAAAUGCUCGAGGACAUCGAAGAGUACACACGGAAAGAAGAGGCACAAGAACUGGAGGAGUUGAAAUUGGAGGAGAUAUACUAUAGGGAUACGCCAAUUGAUAUGUCCGGCCAACGCCAUCGCUAGUGAGAAUGUAAGGAGAUGCUUUCUACAAACUACUACAAACUGAUUUCUUUGUACGCAUCUUACUCAAAUAUGUUAAGUGAAAUGUUCUAGGCGUUUUACAUGUUGAAAUUAUGUCGCACCUUUAUGUAUUAAAUACUCACCAUUUAAAAACUAAAUCUUUAAGCCUUAAAUGUGAACUAUUUGCCACAAGUUUUUGUUUUCAUGACAUACAAACCAUAGUCUUAAAUGUAAUACUUCAGCUGUGUGAAAUCGAUUUGUAUUUCUUGGAAUUAUAAAAUAGAUUUGUGUAGUUCAGUGGAUUUUGGAUACACAAGUUUUGCAGAAUGCAGAUUACGGCUAAAACUCAAAUGUAUAGUUUAUAAGGAUAUUUUGAAAUGUUAUUACAAUUUACAGACUAAUAUUAUAUUUAAGCAAAAUGUACUCCGACUUAACGAAACCAAAUUUAAUAUAUUGUUUUCAAUCAAAA
Molecule: messenger RNA, 1534 nt
Organism: Drosophila santomea
Lineage: Eukaryota; Metazoa; Arthropoda; Insecta; Diptera; Drosophilidae
Exons: 1
Coding region: 88-1068 (326 amino acids)
Biological process (GO): regulation of transcription by RNA polymerase II
Cellular component (GO): nucleus
Molecular function (GO): transcription coregulator activity; double-stranded DNA binding
Source: RefSeq, a predicted model, not a curated record